Spodoptera litura is the source of this 2701-nucleotide messenger RNA. Its product is annotated as arrestin domain-containing protein 17. Gene Ontology annotation, biological process: protein transport. Lineage: Eukaryota; Metazoa; Arthropoda; Insecta; Lepidoptera; Noctuidae. The record is from RefSeq and is a predicted model, not a curated record. Gene Ontology annotation, cellular component: cytoplasm.
UUUUCAGUCUGCGGUUGGUGUUUCGGAUUCGGAUUCGGUCCGGAAUGACGUUGACGUUGUCUGUACAAUACAAAGUUGAUGUCGUAAUUUUAUAAUUUAGUCUCGGCAUUCAAUUAAUUCACUCAUUUAAAUCUAUUAAUUGUGGAAGUGCAUUGUGAAAUUUCCUUAUAAUGGGUAUAAAAGAAGCUAAUAUUUAUUUAGAUAAUCAAUGGAACACGUAUUACGCUGGUCAAACCAUCAAUGGAAGAAUAGAAUAUGUGUUUGAUAGUCCUAAAAAAGUGCGAGGUAUCCAUGUCAAGUUUAAAGGAGAAGCUCACACGGAAUGGUGUGAAAGUAGAAAUCAAGAAACUUCUGAUGGGAAGACAGAAUCGACUGAUACCAUGCACACUGGACAUGAGGAGUAUUUCCAAGUCUCAUACUAUUUGCUGGGAAGCAAUUCAGGAAAUGAAAUAGAAAUCCCAGCUGGUAAGCAGGUGUACAACUUCACUUGUGCCUUACCUCCUGUUUUACCUUCAUCCUUCGAGGGUCAAUAUGGAUAUGUCAGGUAUACCAUCAAGGUGACCCUGGACCGGCCCUGGAAGUUCGAUCAAGAGACAAAAAUGGCUUUUACUGUGAUUAAUGCAUUUGAUUUGAAUCUCAACCCUUCUUAUAAGGAACCAAUUCACAUUCAACUAGAGAAGACAUUCUGUUGCUUCUGUUGUGCGUCGCCACCUUUGUCAGUUGACGUUCAAGCUCCUGUGUCAGGAUAUGUGCCUGGUCAGAAGAUACCUAUAAGAGUGGAAGUAGACAACAAGAGUAAUGUCCAACUACAUCUGGUUAAGAUCUUCUUGAGAAAGGUGGUAACAUACAGAGCUACAUCACCUACAAAUCAAACGAAGAAGAUCAAAGAUGUAGUGCUAACUAUACAAGAAGGGCCAGCGCCUGCGGGAACGACGAAGAGUUGGGACUUGACUAUGGAAGUACCGCCGAUACCUCCGUCCGAUCUAGUCAACUGUAACAUCAUUGAUUUAGAUUACGAUUUCAAGGUGGAGUGUGUAGUAUCGGGUAUGCAUUUGAAUAUGAGUGGCAAGAAAUACAUCGCUAUCGGAACUGUACCGUUGGUCGGUAUGGUCGGCCAAGUGGCGCCCUCUGCACCACUGCCAAGUAACGCUGAAACUGGAGAGACGAGUCCGGGCUCGCCUAGCCAACCAGCUGUGUUGCCCGUCAGUCCUGGAUCGCCUAUGAUGCCUUCAGCUCCAGGCGGUGAAGCUGCUCCUGGAGGCUGGGUGAUGCCGGGAGCACAACCCGUGCAGCCGCCAUACCAAACAUUGUAUCCGACUUUAACUACACCAGUCUACAAGGAAUCUCCAUACCAAGCGCGCACAAUCCAGGAGAGGGGAGAAUCAAAUCACAUGUUGAUCAGAGGUCAAAGUAACUUCGCUCCUUACUAUCCUACUUACGCUGCUGUCCAACCUCCGCCAUUACCUCAGUAAAAGAUCUGAUUGCAAUCUUUUUAAUAACGUGCAUUUUAUAAACAUUUAAUAUUAUAUUGAGAUGUUUUCUUGUAGUCAAAAAUAGUAAAAAAAUUUUAUUACUUUGAAAUACUCGAAAAUAAUCUCUCUUUUUGUAAUUGUUUUGAUGAUAUACUUAAAUGUGUGUUUUCUAGCUAGAAAACACACAAAUAAGCUUAAAUAAGCUUAUUUACGAGAAAUUAUGUAUGUUCGUUGAUAUAAAAGUAUGUGAUAAUGCAAAAUCUCGUAGAAAAUUCAUCUAAAAAUGACGUUUUUUCAUAUUUUUUGUUUGUAUUGAAUUUGACUAUUUAGAAACGUCUCUGUUAUAAGCAACAUUUACAAAUAUUUAUAUAUAAGUAAUAUAUUCUUAAUUAUAAGCUUAUAACGCCUUUUGGCAUUGUCCGUGUAGUUAGGUUGUGAUACUAACGCUGAUGUUACGGAAUAAAGAACGCUAUGUUGCUAGGCGUAAUAAGGCAAUUUGAUGAAUUUUUCAAAACUAUUUAAGGUUUAAAUUGGCUUCGUAUUUGCAAAACAUUUGCGUAGCAUUCGGUAUGUGUCAAGUAGUAGUAAAGCGGUAGGUAUGCUUGUAUUAAUUAAUUCGAGCCUUUAUUCAAUUUUGUAACUUUUUCUUAUGCAUCAAUAACUAGAAAGCGAGAUCGUUUCUCAUGUUUUGAUUGGAAUGUUUUUGGACUGAAAUGACAAAGUAUUAAAAAAAACAAUUUGAAUUAAGAUGUAAUAUUUAAGUGUAAUCGCACAAUUUUUCUUUUAUAAUACGAGUAUUAAAUGCUACCUUUUUAGGUAAUCAAAUUCGUCUCUGAAUUUAGAUUCAAAGAACCUUGAUCGUCAUAAUUAAAUAUGAGCUUAUCGAAAAUAGAAUUUAAUAAAACGAAGUAGGCAGCUUUUUAUUGAAAUUAGGUAUUCAUAAUAAGGAGUAUCAUUCCGUAAAUUCUGUUUCCUAACUGGCCUAUAAAGAGCUUUAAGACAGUGCCAACUAAUAUUUUGCAUUAUAAAAUGAUUCUUAUAGACAUAUUUUGUGGAACCACAUUGUAUAUGAUAUUGUUUUUGUAAUCUCGUUUUAUUUUCAAAGUUUAAUUUUGUUAACAAUAAUAUAAUUUACAUAAUACAUAUUAAAUGCUAUUUAUCUGUAAGUUGGUCACAUUUUGUAUUCCUCUAUUAACCCUACAACAAUGAAGAUAUUGAUAUUGUUGAUU